Panicum virgatum (switchgrass) is the source of this 3675-nucleotide messenger RNA. RefSeq lists its product as uncharacterized. The transcript has 4 exons. The record is from RefSeq and is a predicted model, not a curated record. Bases 565 to 3465 code for a protein of 966 amino acids. NCBI's taxonomy places the organism in Eukaryota, Viridiplantae, Streptophyta, Magnoliopsida, Poales, Poaceae.
AAAACAGAGUCAGUCAAUCUGACUCUUCCUCUUUGCUUGAGCAUAAUCUGACUCUUCCUCUAUGCUUUAGCGUUUUCCUUACCUUUACUUUAGCCUAAAUGAAAGAGUGUGCCCCGAUCCUUGCUUGUGGUAUGCAUCAUUGCUUCAGAAUAUGGCAUGCCGGGCUUUCAGAAAACAGAAUGCAUUCCUUACUUGUCCAUGCAUCCAGCUUUAAAGGAGAAAAGCAUCCAAUGGGCUUGCUGCUUUUUUCACUUUUUUGUUGUAUAUAUUUCCUGUACGAGAGUUGCCGUUAUUUUUGUUGCAUUGCAUCACCUCAUCACUCUCACGCCUGUUUAUUUCUGCAAUUUCUCGCGGCCAUCUCAUCUCACAUUGACAGUCUCCUCACCUGGAAGUCAAAAUGGCGGUUCGUGACAAUCCAGAUUAGGACCAUCAUCACCUGUGCAGUCUCAGAUUCGCAGCUAUUAGCUAUACAUGGGCUUGUCUUCUGAUAUGGCAUCCUUGGCUGUUAAUACAUGGUGGGAUUAAGCUAAGAAUCCACGCCAUAUCAGCCAGCACUGGUUGGAAAUGGUUGACUCUGUUUUUCAAUUGGUCGAUGACCUUGUAAAUGAAAGGAUUCCUGGUGACCACGUAUACUUGGAGAGGAUAGGUGAAUAUGUUCCGUGGAGUCAAGUACCAGCACUGGAAGAAAAGGUGGCGGACUGGAGCAAGGAGGAUCCAGUGAUCUGGAACGUUGGAAUGGGAGCAGCGGCUUCGUUUGCGCCGACCCUGAGAAGGCUCUUGUCCGAGCGCAUCAAUGACCUAUACGGCCCGUACGAGCACACCAUUCGUGUGCGGCUCACCCCUGCCGUGGCAGCAGGCUGCAGCGCCGCCCAGCACUGGCUGGCGGUUGAGGUCCUCAUGGAGAUGGCACAGGCAGCAACCCGCGAGAUACUGCCGCCGCUGCUUCGGGAGCUCAAGCAACUUGCCAGCGAAGAGAGCUACAGGAGCUACGGCUCAAAGAUCUCCGACAAGCUGAUGUUCCAGGCUUUGGGGAGGGAGUACGUGGAGAUUUUCGGGUCGUCGGAUCCAUCUGUGCAGUGGGACCCUGACUAUGGCCAUCAACCUCGUACCUCCCCGCUACUCCAAAUGGUCAGAGAAGGAUAUUUGCAAGGGAAGAAGUAUCUGCUGCUGGUAGAAAAUCUGCAGGUUCCCGUGUCAUUGGAUGUGUUGGCUUUCCUAGUGGGCCCGGGCAAACGCCCAUCAAUCUACCAGCAGAACCGCUGGCUCAUCUCAGCAGUGUCCCGGGACGUGUGCAACAGAAGCCACCGCAUAGAUCAGGCUACACGCCAGGCAACCAGCAGCAGGUGGUUUAACCUAAGUUCGGAGUACUACCACGCCCCGGUUCUUGGUCGUCUCCGUCCGCGAGAGGGGGCCGUGCUGAUCAGCGAGGCCUUAUGGGAUGCAGCCAACUCCAUCCACAGAAAACUCCGGAUCCAGGAGCAACAACAACGAGACCUGAAGUUCUGGUUUCACGUAGCUCAGCAGUGCCUGUACUACAGUGUUCUCUACCAUCCACAAAGAAAACCUGAUGCUCUCUUUAGACCAAUAACAAAAACAAGCCGUACAAGCCCCACUCCUGUGGUGACCUCCGACGAGCUGGUUCGCUGCUGGGUGGCUGAGGGCCUGCUUUCCUCAUCAGUAGCUAGCCCCACCGACAUACCAGCAGCGGCCGCCAGCAAGAAGGAGAGCAACAAGAGCUACUACAGGUCUGCAUAUGAAGUAGGAGAGGUCGUCUUCCAAGCCUUGCAGGAGUACUCAUUGCUGCCGAUCUGUCCUGUGCCCGAGGAUGCCGCCACCGGUGCGUCCAAGAUAGCGGAGGGUGUUCCUGGACUCAAGGAAUUAGCUGAGCUAUAUGAUCUUGACGACAAGGGCAAGCAGCUGAGAUGGGUCUCAUUCCUGGAUGGACGUGGCAGGCAUGUGAGCAGGGGUUGGGGGGAACAAACACCAAUUAUUCCAAGAGAGGUGGCCAUGACCACCCUUGUUCUGAGAGGUCACACCAACACAUCGAUAGCAGCCUUUCAUUUCCACAAAGUGUGGAACAGCCAUUUGCAUGUUCUAGAUUUGUCCUACACAAAGAUACUUCAUCUGCCUCCUGGGCUUUGUCAACUAGUGAAUCUCCGCUUGCUCUCGCUCAGAGGCUGCUCUAAGCUCGACACAUCAGAGGAUGAAACUCCAGGACCGCUCUCCUAUUUGGAGAACCUUGAAGUCCUUGAUAUUAAUAGUGUUCCCUUACUCGUACUAACCCGAGAAGAUGGCCGAAAUAAAAGCAAACUGCACUUCAUUGAUCUAUUAGGGUCCAAAAUUUCUACUCUGCCUUCUGAAUUCUUCGAUGGCAUGUCAAGCCUUGAGGAGCUCAUUCUUGGCAAUUGCUCCAAACUCGAAGAAUUGCCUCAUUCGGUGGUCAAACUAUCCAAUCUGUUGGUCCUUCAUGUCGAGGGGACUAUGAUUACCAAUUUUCCGGAGGAUACAUUUGAAGCAAUGCAAAGGCUGGAGACACUCAAGCUAAUUAACAACAGUAAAUUGAGUUCACUCCCAAGGUCAUUGUCCGAAGCCAAAUGCCUCAGAGAGCUACAUAUUUACAAUUGCAUUAGCUUGAGUCUUCAGGAUCUCUGGAAGCUAUUAUCGUACCUUGAGGAUCUUUAUAUUGAAACAUGGAAGGCCCUGAAAGAUAUCAAAAUCCAUGAGCAUCGUAACUUGAGAACAUUCUCACUCUCUGGACCAUGUAUUCGACGCCUAUCCUUGCGUGGGUGCAGCAGGCUCAAAACAGUGAACUUCAGUGAUGAUCUUAGAGCAUUGGAGGAUGUUGAUCUUUCAGGAACAGCUAUUGAGGAGGUCCCUCCCAACCUCCCAAAUCUGCCACAACUCAGGAAGGUACAUCUUCUGAAUGUCCAAUGUUUCAAGAGAUUCCCAUGGCAUCAGGUGGUUAGGUUUCCCAAGGUUUUCUAUUUGGAUGACUCUGCUAGUGAUGAUAAUCAGUUUUUGAAGAUACAUUGCCAGCAGAGAACUUGUGCAGCUGAAAAUUAUGAUAGGGAGGAAAGAAACAAUACUGCUCAGAUCAACAUAAAUGACCCCGGUCUAUUUCAUAGCUUCAACUCAGAUGCUGCUAACAAGUUAGUCAAGGAAGGGCAGUUUCUUCAACACUUCAUUGUCCAAGUUAAACCACGCAGUGUGAGAUGCAUGGAGCCGAAGAACAAAAGUGAGAUAUGCACCAAGAUCCAGAAGCAAUCACCUUAUCUUGAUGUGCAUUCUUUUGAGGUGUCUAGCAUUGUGCCCAUGAUGAAACUUCAGCCAAAACGACGUCAUGUGGAGAUAUCUGCAAACAAUCAGUAUCCGCAUGGAUUAAGGCAUCUUCUCUCUGUCACAAAGUCAAUAUUCAUUGGGAUGAUUCUUCUAUCAGAUGCUUUACCGAACUCAAUUAUAGUAUGAUGUGUCUUGAAGAAUGCCAGCUCAUUCACUGCCAUGAAAUGGAAGUAGUAUUCAGAAUCCAUUCCGAAGGUGCAGGGGAAGAAAUAGUCCAGGGCCAGAAGAGCAGCACAUUAACUCCAAAGGUAUUUCAAUCCUUAAAGAUACUCCUGCUCUCCAAUCUGAAUAACCUACUAAGCUUGGUCGAGCCUAGUGAUCUGGCAUACUCUAAGU